AUGCCUAUCGAAUUUGUUUGCAAAAUCAAGUUUGCAGAGGAGGAUGAGAAGCAGAAAAACAAGCAGGAUGGGGACAAGGAGAGUCUGAUCGAGGAGAGCUGUGCACCUCCGGCCAAGGACUUGGCUGGGUUUGCAAACUCCUGCUCCCUGCAUGGGAUUAAUCACAUCUUUGUCUCUGGUCGACUCGGCAUCCGGCAGACUCUGUGGGCACUCGCCUUCCUCACUUCUCUGGCGCUCUUUGUGUACCAGGCGGCAAAGUGCGCCAUCUCCUACCUGGAGCACCCGCAUGUCACGGCGUUGAACGAAGAGGCCACCCCGGAGAUGGUUUUCCCCGCCGUCACCAUCUGCAACAUCAACCGCUUUCGCUUCUCCGCGCUGACCGACGCCGACAUCUACCACCUGGCUAACUUGACGGGACUGCCCCCCAAAAACAGGGAUGGGCACAAGCCCACAGAUCUGAUGUACCCUGCCCCUGACAUGCAGGACAUCUUCAACAGGACGGGACAUCAGCUGGACGAGAUGCUCAUGAGCUGCAACUUCAGCGGACAGAACUGCACGGCGGAGGACUUCACUGUGGUUUACACCAGAUAUGGGAAAUGUUACACCUUUAAUGGAAACAAGACCACAUCCAGGAAAACCAAGCAAGGUGGAAUGGGAAAUGGGCUGGAGAUCAUGCUGGAUAUCCAGCAGGACGAAUAUCUGCCAAUAUGGAGGGAAACAAAUGAGACGUCUCUGGAGGCCGGAAUCCGAGUUCAAAUCCACAGUCAGGAUGAGCCUCCCUACAUCCACCAGCUGGGCUUCGGUGUCUCUCCGGGCUUCCAGACCUUUGUUUCAUGUCAGGAGCAAAGGCUGACCUACCUGCCCCAGCCCUGGGGGAACUGCCGCUCCAGCAGCAAGGAGAAGUUCCCCGGAUACGACACGUACAGCAUCAGCGCCUGUCGCUUGCUCUGCGAGACCAAUGAGGUCGUGCGGGUUUGCAACUGCCGGAUGGUGCACAUGCCAGGAACUGCUGAUAUCUGUCCUCCAAAUAAAAUCAACUGUGUUGACAAAGCACUUGCACAGCUCCAGAAGAUCAGCGGAGACACCUGUCCAUGCGAGACGCCCUGUAAUCUCACCCGUUACGGCAAAGAGCUCUCCAUGGUCAAAAUUCCCAGCAAGGGCUCGGCACGCUAUCUCUCCAGGAAAUACGACAAGUCAGAAGACUACAUCAGAGACAAUUUCCUCGUACUGGACAUCUUCUUUGAAGCUCUGAACUUUGAAACAAUAGAGCAAAAGAAAGCCUAUGACGUCGCAGGUUUAUUAGGUGACAUCGGUGGACAAAUGGGUUUAUUCAUUGGAGCCAGCAUCCUGACUAUCUUAGAAAUACUGGAUUAUAUCUAUGAGGUCUUCAAGCAACGACUACAACGUGUUCUGAGGCCGCGAAAAGAGGAAAAGAAGAGCAAGCCGCAACCACAGCCCGCCACCGUUGCGACAGUAGGUCUGGAAGAGAUGAAAACAGAGGAUCCCAACGCCAUGACGCGGAGUCACCCAGAGGGUGCGUACGCCAACACGAUGCUCCCAAAUCACCACCACCACCCUCACCAUCAUCACAGCGGACACCAAGGGGUGUUUGAGGACUUUACAUGCUAA
Messenger RNA from Nerophis lumbriciformis (worm pipefish), 1629 nucleotides. NCBI's taxonomy places the organism in Eukaryota, Metazoa, Chordata, Actinopteri, Syngnathiformes, Syngnathidae. The record is from RefSeq and is a predicted model, not a curated record.